CUACAUUUCCCAAAGAGUCUUGCGGUCACGCUGACGCGCGCGUGCGCCAUAACACCCCUCUCGCUUCCCACCUGGGUUUGACCUACAGCUGCCCGGGACAAGAUGGCCGCACCAGCAGCGUCCGGGUUAUACCGGCAGGUGCGAUGCUUCAGUACAUCUGUGGUCAGGCCAUUUGCCAAGCUUGUGAGGCCACCCAUCCAGGUGUACGGCAUUGAAGGUCGCUAUGCCACAGCUCUGUAUUCCGCCGCAUCGAAGCAGAAUAAACUGGAUCAAGUGGAAAAGGAGUUGCUGAGAGUGGGACAACUCCUGAAGGACCCCAAGGUGGCCCUGUCUGUCCUCAAUCCCUAUGUGAAGCGUUCCAUUAAAGUGAAGAGCCUGAAGGACCUCACCACAAAGGAGAGGCUCUCCCCGCUCACAUCCAACUUGAUGAAUUUGCUUGCUGAAAACGGUCGCCUAGAAAAUACCCAGGGCGUCAUUUCCGCCUUUUCCACCAUCAUGAGUGUGCACCGGGGAGAGGUGCCCUGCACAGUGACCACCGCAUCCCCUUUAGACCAAGCUGUUCUCUCUGAAUUAACAGCAGUCCUGAAGAGCUUCCUAGGACAGGGCCAAGUGCUGAAGCUGGAGGUGAAGACUGAUCCCUCAAUCAUGGGUGGGAUGAUUGUCCGCAUUGGGGAGAAAUACGUCGACAUGUCUGCAAAGAGCAAGAUUCAGAAGCUGAGCAAGGCCAUGCGGGAGGUGAUCUGAAUGUGUUGGCUUUCUGUCAUCAGUGGGAAUUCUUAACCUUGGAGCUCCAGUAAAAUGCUUCCUGAGUA
Cavia porcellus (domestic guinea pig) is the source of this 812-nucleotide messenger RNA. RefSeq names its product ATP synthase peripheral stalk subunit OSCP (gene Atp5po). Gene Ontology annotation, biological process: proton motive force-driven mitochondrial ATP synthesis. The coding region runs from base 103 to 744 and encodes 213 amino acids. Lineage: Eukaryota; Metazoa; Chordata; Mammalia; Rodentia; Caviidae. The record is from RefSeq and is a predicted model, not a curated record. The transcript has 7 exons. Gene Ontology annotation, cellular component: membrane. Gene Ontology annotation, molecular function: proton-transporting ATP synthase activity, rotational mechanism.